Molecule: messenger RNA, 968 nt
Organism: Oldenlandia corymbosa var. corymbosa
Lineage: Eukaryota; Viridiplantae; Streptophyta; Magnoliopsida; Gentianales; Rubiaceae
Source: the annotation of a GenBank genome assembly
AUGGCUAUAAAGAUAUCAAGGUCGAGAUUGUUUGGGUUCCUGAGGAGGGUUUUUCAUUACCAGAAUGGACCGAGGUCGGAUUUAGGUUCCAACCCGUUUAAUUCUGGGACUUGGAUAGUGACCGAGUUUGUGGUUCUGGCUGUUCAAAUAGUUAUGAUCAUGUAUACUCUGGCGAUUUCCAAAGAGGAAAAGCCGGUUUGGCCCAUGAGGAUUUGGGUUUCCGGGUACGGUUUGGGAUGUAUACUUAGUUUGAUGCAACUUUGCUGGAGGUAUCAUUUGGUUUGUUUGUCCCAAAAUCAUGGAGGAGAAGCUUUAAAUUUAAACAGUGUUUCGGAUGUUGAACAGCAGAGGAGCCACGAUGAUUCCAGAUACUUGCAGUCCAUGAACAAAUACAGGACGUACCUUGAACUCUUCUUUGCAAUCUGGUUCGUGAUGGGUAACGUUUGGGUAUUCGAUUCUCGAUUCGGGUCGUUUCGCCGAUCCCCUAAGCUCCAUAUCCUCUGCAUUUCUCUGCUGGCUUGGAAUGCAAUUAGUUACUCUUUCCCCUUCAUCCUGUUCGUGUUACUAUGUUGUUGUGUCCCAUUGAUCAGUACCAUGCUCGGUUACAACAUGACCAUGGGAUCUAACGAUCGAGGGGCGUCCGACGAGCAACUGUCGAAGCUAGCUAGCUGGAAAUACAAGGAAGUUGGUAAUGAUUUGGAGGCUGGAAAAACAGUCCAGAACAAAGAAAAUCCAGUAAGUAGUAAAAUCAGUCUUUUACGUACCACUAAAAUAACAUCGCAGUUUUCUUACAGUGACUAAUGCGACAGUCGAUAUGGAAUAGUGACUAAUGUAAUUUUUCAUCGUUGUUGUGCUAAUGAGAUGAAAUGGAACUUUGAACAGGAAUGCUGCAUUUGUUUAGCCAAAUACAAAGAGAAAGAAGAGAUAAGGCAACUACCAUGUUCUCACAUCUUUCAUCUCAAGUGUGU